AUGUACCAAAAUAAUCUUGAAAGUCAAGUAUAACUGAUCCUCGCUUUCUGACUCACUCCCAACUCUUCCCGCGCCUUCACCUGCGGCUGAACUUCUAACGACGAUAUAGCCCACGGACUCAUAUUUCCCUCUGACAAUACUCAGAGCCUUUUCUUCGAGGCUCUUUACUGCACGCACUAUCAUCGCCCGCAGCAAUCUUGAAUACACACCGACCAGGUUCAUCUUUUGAGUGGUUUAAAUCAUGCGUGCAGUGCGUGGUCUGAAGGCUGCCUUAAAUGACUCCGGAAGGUUCAAAUUCAAGGAACCGGAGGCUGCUGUGGAUAGCAUCGUCAUCGGAGGAGGUGUCGUUGGUCUCGCAAUUGCGCGAAGACUGAUACAGCUCUUCCCGAGCAAGUCUACAUACCUCGUGGAACGACACAAUACUGUCGGUGAGGAGACGAGCUCGAGGAAUUCGGAAGUUAUACACUCGGGUCUCUACUACCCACCGGACUCGCUGAAGACCCGCUUAUGUCUUCGUGGUCGAGAUCUGCUGUACGAGCAUUGUGAAGCCAACGACAUCCCCUUCCGCCGCACCGGCAAACUCGUCGUAGGACACAAAGACCAACUCGACUACAUACAUGGCCUCUACGCAAAAGCCCAGAACCUCCGCUGGCCCGCCAGCUACGCGCGCAAAGCCGACCAGCACUUCGCCGGCAAAGGCCCCGUGCUCCCCGUCGAGCUCCUCUCCGGCGCACGAGCCCGCGAGCUGGAGCCCGACCUCUCGCCCGACAUCGCGGGCGCGCUCUGGGUCCCCGCCACGGGCAUCAUCGACAGCCACGAGCUGAUGCAGAGCCUCGAGCGCGACGUCGACGACGCGGAGAACGGCGCACUCGUCUACUCGACCGCCGUCACCCGCAUCGACCGGCUGCCCGGCGAGGGCUGGGUCGUGCAGACCGCGACUGCGGGCGCGGGGCCGGAGGAUGCCACCGCCCUCCUCGCGCGCACGGUCGUCAAUGCCGGCGGGUUGACUGCGCCGCUCAUUCUGAACGCUAUUGUGCCAGAGUCCGCGCGUAUCCCGAUGUACUUCGCCCGCGGGUCGUACGCGUCAUACAAGGGGCCCGGUGUCGCUGCCGUGCGGCACCUCAUCUAUCCCUGUCCUGAGGUCAACCAGGGCAAGGGCGCCGCCGCCUUCCAGUCGCUCGGCACCCACCUCACCAUGGACCUCGCCAACCGCAUCAAGUUCGGGCCCGACCUUGAGUGGCUGGACCCGCCGGUGGGCGAGGACGGGAUGGAGAGCGAAGACGCCGCGGACUUCUGGCAACGCCACCUCGUUCCGAACGACGCACGGAUGGACGAGAUGUACCAGGCGGUGACGCGGUACCUGCCCGGUGUCGAGCGCGAUGGGUUCCAGCCCGACUACGUGGGCAUUCGUCCCAAGAUCGCAGGUCCGGGGGCGGGGUUCCAGGAUUUUGUGAUCAGGGCGGAUUACCCGGGCGAGCAGGAGAAGGUGAACCCGAUGAUCAGCUUGCUUGGGAUCGAGAGCCCGGGGCUGACGUCGAGUCUGGCGCUUGCGGAGUAUGUGGUGGAUGGGGUGUUGAAAGGGGCGGAGCCAGCGAACUCGUGAGGGGCUGCGAAGCCGUGCAUAUGAUCUGUCGCCUCAUUUACGAGGGGGGCACAGCUUGCAAUGUUGUAAAGCAUAGUACAAUGAUUUGAGGAAGCAGCGAUACAAAGUGAU
Molecule: messenger RNA, 1714 nt
Organism: Schizophyllum commune H4-8
Lineage: Eukaryota; Fungi; Basidiomycota; Agaricomycetes; Agaricales; Schizophyllaceae
Product: FAD dependent oxidoreductase
Exons: 4
Coding region: 242-1603 (453 amino acids)
Cellular component (GO): mitochondrion
Molecular function (GO): (S)-2-hydroxy-acid oxidase activity; (S)-2-hydroxyglutarate dehydrogenase activity
Source: RefSeq, a predicted model, not a curated record